UAUUUAUUAUCCCCGCAUCAAAGCAAACACUGCAGAGGUAUAAAACCUGCCCUGUGUGAGACCUGCUUGUUUUGGAGGCUGCAACACCUAUAAAGGAUGAAGACUUCUCUUCUUGUCGUGCUUGUCAUAGCCCUGUGCACCGAGAGUGCUUUCUCCUUGACAUGUUUCUCCUGCAAAGAUGCACCUUCCAACCUGCAUUGCCUCAGUACGACCACGUGCUCUGACCAUGAGAAGUACUGUCUCACAACCUAUUCUACCACGGGAAUGGGCAGUGACCGCAACCAGCGUAUCACCAAGAGAUGCUCUACCUUUUGCCCAACAAUUGACCUGAAUAUCGGCAUAGCUGGUGUCGCUACCAGCUGCUGUGAGACCUCCUUGUGCAACAUCAGUGGUGCCAGCAGUGUGAAAACCAGCUACACCAUGAUAGCACUGGGUGUCUUGGCCAGUCUCGCCUGCAUCCUCCGGAUGGGUUUUUAAAGAGGUUAGAGGGAGAUAAAGGUUGCUUGGCCUUGCAUUGUAAAGGGUUGAGCUCUCAUCUGUACAGUCUGAAUGCUGCCCUGUUUCUCCUACCUGGAAUGUCACAUCCCAUCAGCAAAUAGUUUUGCUCAUUCCAUGCUCUGAUGACAGUGCAUAAGAGCACAGCCCUACCUCAAAAUGGUGCUUGGAAGAGAAAGGCAUGAUGUGGAGCCCUGCCUAUAGAGAAGGGCAUCAUAUAGUCACCAUCUCUCCUACUAUUGGCUUUUAUAACUCCAUGCAUUUUUUCCCCUUCAUUUUAUUCCUGCCAUUCUCUUAUGCCAUUUUUUCCCUUUAUACUAUUUUCUGUACCAUUUUGCUCCAAGGAUAUUACAGUUGUUAAACAGAAGCUGGGCACAAUAAAGUGUUAUUUUAUUCUAU
This is a messenger RNA of Melopsittacus undulatus (budgerigar), 894 nucleotides long. RefSeq names its product lymphocyte antigen 6E-like. Bases 97 to 477 code for a protein of 126 amino acids. Gene Ontology annotation, cellular component: plasma membrane. Gene Ontology annotation, molecular function: acetylcholine receptor inhibitor activity. The record is from RefSeq and is a predicted model, not a curated record. The transcript is spliced from 3 exons. Lineage: Eukaryota; Metazoa; Chordata; Aves; Psittaciformes; Psittaculidae.